Prorocentrum cordatum is the source of this 1717-nucleotide messenger RNA. The record is from the annotation of a GenBank genome assembly. Lineage: Eukaryota; Dinophyceae; Prorocentrales; Prorocentraceae.
CCCACCCAGAUGCCUGCGCAUCAUCGUAGCAUGCCUUGGCAUAGCCACGUCCGUAGCCAUUUUGGCUCGCCUGGUUUGUGCUCGGCGACUCCAGCUCAGCGCGGCCUGCCUCGUUACGUAAGACAUCCGAAAGCUCUCGCCAUGCGCCGCCACGGCAAGGCGCUCGCGGCCGCCGCCGCCGCGCCCGCGGGCACGCAGCUCCUGCGCCAGGAGCGUUCGUGCCCAGCCCGCUGCGCGCCCCGGGCCGCCGCCGCUGCGGCCGCCGUGGCCGGGCUCGCACAGGCCGCGGUGCUCGCGGCCCCCAUCGUCUACGCGGCGAAGAAAAUCGGUGAUGCCUCGUACGACUUCGCCAAGUCCGUGGACCGGUACAGCCCCGCUGUACCUGAAGCCCCCCAGGUCGUUCCAGGCGGACGGGGCGACGACGGCCAUCGAGAAGAUGAUCGUGAUGGGUGCGAAUGCCGACGCCGUGCUGCUCACGAUGGCCGCGGAGGCCAACCACAAGGCCAUCCUCAACAUCGGCGCGAGCAAGAACGGCGCAGCUUCGCGCGCGGCCUGGGGUGAGGUGGUCGCCGCCCUCGGCCGCGUGAUCGCCUCGGCGCCCGAGGAGACCGUGACGGACGUGUACAACGCCAUCGCCGCCAUUGCCCACCCGGGAGUGCCGGCGUACCUGAAGUCCAUGGCCAAGGGUUCCGCGUCCGACGCGGCGUGCGCUGGUUUUCUCGAGUUCAGGGAUGUCGUCAGGGCCAGCCAGACCAGCCAGGCCGUUGGCUCUAUCGUGGCCAAGGGGGACGCGAUCGGCGCCGUUGCGGAGGAGCUGUCCGAGGCCUCGCACCGUUUCCUGAAGGAGAUCGAUUGGAAGUCGGACCUGUGCUUCCAGCCGCCCCCAUGGGGUCACCGCGAAGCAGGCUCUCAAGGCCGCGGACAAGGCCAUUGUCAUGGGCUCGAAGAUUGGCGCCAGGACGCUCAAGGCCGGUGCCGAGGCGUGCGCCUAGGCCCUCACGAGCAUGGACGCCAACGGCGUGACCUCCCUGAAGGACUAAACGACCGUCAACGCGGCCAUCGGGCAAAUGAUCGUUUCCACGCCGACCUCGAAGGUGAUGGACGUGUACGCCGCUUUCGCUGGCGUCAUCGAGCCCGAAGUGCCUGGGGGCCUGAUGUCCGGCGUCGAAUCCGCGGGCGCCAGCAAGGCGCACGGCGCUUUCCUCGAGUUCGACGACGUUGUCAAGGCGGAGCAGGCCGCCUGCAAGGCUAACCAGAUGGGUUUCUCUUUCCAGCGCUGAGUGCCUCGGGGUGUCCCCGGGCCGUUUACUAUGCUAUGCUUUCAAGCGGGGAUGACAGGCGGAGCCGCCUGCUCCGCCCGCGUGCCGCUCCCCCCAAGGCUGCGUAAUUCUGCUCGGGAGGCCCAGCGGCGCCCCGCGUGCCCCGCUGACGGGCGUUGUGCGAGUCGUCCUCGCAAGGUCAGAACAAUGUCUACGCGAGGCCAUGUGGAUGCCAAGGCGUGCCACUGCUGAUGCCUGGGCAUCCGGAUGGGUAUGCCUAUGCGUGCAUCGAGGGAUGCAUCCAUGGACGUAGCUGGGCAUGGCUGGGCGUGGCAGAUGCCUGGGCAUCGACCUGGUGAUGCCCAGGGGUGGAACUGGCGAUGUCCGGGCAUCGGGGUGACGGUGCGCAGGGUGGGCGCCGAUGGUUCAAGGUGCCAAAGCCAGUGGGGCGUGUCAAG